AUGAGAACUUAUACAUUGAUUUCCUUGCUAAUUUUUGUUUCCUCUGUUUUAUCUUGCACUAAUUUCUCUGAUUCCUUUUCUUCCUGUGUAUAUACAUAUUGCUAAUAAGAUUUGAAUUGUUAUAAUUAAGCAAUAUGGUAGUUAGAAUGUGGAGUUAAUAAAUGUUAAACUAUUAAUGAUGCUACUUUAUGGUAUAACUGCUUAGUGUAAUCUUUUUCUUAAACAUGCUAAGUAAGCUACGGUGUUGCUAAUGACGCUAGAGACUAUUGCCUAAAUUCCUAUGAUUUCAGUCAAGACUGCACAAAUGUAACUGAUGGUGGCUCAUAACCAGGUUCAGGUAGAAAUGUUGUUGUAAUUACAACUGGCAGUAAUAAGCUUUUCAUGAGUUUAACUUUAAUGACAAUAUUAAUUUUUUUAUUUGCUUGA
Messenger RNA from Tetrahymena thermophila SB210, 426 nucleotides. RefSeq lists its product as hypothetical. The record is from RefSeq and is a predicted model, not a curated record. The transcript has a single exon. NCBI's taxonomy places the organism in Eukaryota, Ciliophora, Oligohymenophorea, Hymenostomatida, Tetrahymenidae.